AUGGCUCCACAAUUCCUCAAAGCCCUCACCGCUGCGGCUGGUCUCUAUGCCUCGCUCGCCGUCGCUGCUCCGCUCCAGAAGCGAGCCAUUGUCUGGGAAACUGUCACCGAUAUCGUGAUUGAGACCGUCGAGGUGACAUUGACCGUCACCGGAGUGCCUGGAGGCCCCAAGACGAUCCCUCCGCCAGCAAUCACUCCUACCUCCACGGUUGUCACUACUACCUCCGCGGCCGCUCCACCUCCACCACCUCCACCACCUCCACCACCGCCGCCAGCCCCGACCACUACCCUCAUCGAGAAGCCGUCCCUCCCACCACCACCACCACCGCCCGCCCCAACCACAACCUCUCAAGCCCCCCCGCCUCCUCCACCACCACCUCCAGCUCCAACUACCACUUCUGCUGCCGCCCCUCCUCCACCGCCGCCGCCACCACCACCACCACCACCAUCACCCCCAAAGAAGAAGCCGGAAAUGAACCCCCCGCCAAGUGCGCCGCCUUCUGGCAGCAAAGGCUUCUCUGGUGAUAUGACCUUCUACGAUGGUGGUGUCGGUGCCUGCGGAUCGAACGUUGACACGCACGGCGAGGACGCUGUCGCCAUUUCCGUUGAUCUCAUGGGCGACGGAAACAACAACAGCCCCUUCUGCGGCAAAUCCAUCACCAUUGAGUACGGCGGCGUCAAAGCCAAGGCUGUCGUUAAGGACAAGUGCAUGGGAUGCGUUGGCGGUUCAAUUGAUAUGACACGCCAUCUAUUCUAUCAAUUUGCACCGGAAGCUGCAGGUCGCUUGGGAGGCGUUAAAUGGUCCUUUGACGACCCCUCCGGCCUUGUCCUCUAG
Messenger RNA from Uncinocarpus reesii 1704, 834 nucleotides. RefSeq lists its product as uncharacterized. The record is from RefSeq and is a predicted model, not a curated record. The transcript is spliced from 3 exons. The coding region runs from base 1 to 834 and encodes 277 amino acids. Lineage: Eukaryota; Fungi; Ascomycota; Eurotiomycetes; Onygenales; Onygenaceae.